AUGUCUCUGCGGCGAGCAGGAACGAGAAGGGCACCUCACGGGGGUCCGGGUGGUCCGAAGCCCAGGACGACGUAUCAGACGGUUCAGCAGGGCUUCAAGGAGCUGUAUAAUCCCCAGAAAGAGAAUGGUUCUGGAUCAGCAAUCGACGUUGACAUUGUCUUCGUGCCAGGCUUGGGCGCUCAUCCGGAGGACAGCUGGAAGUCGGAGACAGGAUUCAACUGGGCGACUGGUGUCUACGAUGGCACUUCAAAACCGUCUUCGGAUUCGAGCAACAAGAAGGAUGGUCUCGCCAGGGACUUUCCAAAAGCUCGCAUCUUGCUGUAUCAGUAUGAAUCAGCAUGGGUUGGGGAUCUCAAGGUCAAGUCUUUCAUGAGGGACAUUGCGAAAUCCAUGUUGGAAGGCCUUCAAGCCAACCGAGAGGGAAUCAGAGACCGCCCUAUAGUGUUCAUUGGACACAGCAUGGGAGGUUUGGUCAUCGCCAAGGCAAUUACUCUCGCUGCAGACACAUAUAGGGACGUGUUUCCCAGGAUGUUCGAGUGCAUCGCAGGAUGUGCUUUCUUCGGAACGCCCUUUGGCGGUGCUCAAGUUGCUGCCGUAGCCGCCUUGCUCGGUGAUUUUGGCGAGCACUUGGGAUACACCAAGUCUUCGGCUCUAGUCAAGAUGAUGACGCCUGGAGACGAGGGCUUGAAUGAGCUAAAGAAUGAUUUCCUGCGUUUAGUUCGUAAGAUCAGUCCUGAGAUUCAGCUUUUCUGCUUUUACGAAAACCAUCCGACCGAUUUCACCCAGGAGAAGUACGGCGCUGCCAUGUCGAAGAUUGCCAAAGCGGUCGUACCCAAGAAGGUGCAAGACUUCGUCUCAAGAGAGUCUGCAACACUUCCAGGUAUUGAAGACAUGGCUUUGGCGGCGAAUCACCGAGAUCUCGUCAAGUUCAGCGACUUCAAGGACUCUCGAUACCAGCUUGUUAGAGAACCCCUCAAACGACUCAUCCAUGGCGCCAGUCUUGUCGUGAAGAACCGCCUCAACUCGACACGUGGAAUUGAUCAAGAGACGGUCAAUGGUGUCAUGGAGCUCCUGAACGGUGGACAGGUUGCGAAGAAGAGGAGGAUCCUUGCGCCCCAAUUCCCACCAUCGACUUGGAUCCCAAGAGAGACAGAGUAUCUAGACUGGCUUCAAGACUCUGGCGAGGUCAAACUCGCUGCGUCGAGGUCUCGUGGGCAGGCCUUGUUCAUCCGAGGACCUGAAGGAAGGGGUAAGACACGAGCGACCAUGGCGACACUUCGCGACAUCGACAACAUGAUUCAAGCCGACGAGAAGCAGAGCCAUGGACGAGGACCGGUACUCCUUGCAUAUUUCUUCUGCGAUCCUUCGUCGGAUUUUUCGACUGCGGAGGACUUGCUGAAGUCGCUGGUUCGCCAACUAAUCAAUCAACAACCUUCUUUAUCCGUGUAUGCGAAGCAUUUCGUGAAGAAGAAGGGCGAAGACUCCUCAAAGACCCAGGCGAACUUGACGGUCGAAAAUCUUUGGCAAACUCUCCAGGACAUGCUAAUGGACGAGUUCAUUGGACGAAGGGUGUACUUUGUCAUGAACAACCUGCAUGUGCUGCCAGAAGAUGCCGAGUCGACCAUCAAGCUAAUGAGAUUUCUACACGCGGAGAUGGAAGAGCUCAAGCACGAGGACGAGAAGAGGGUCUCAACCAGAUGGCUCCUCACAAGCAGGGAAGUUCAGAAUGUCGAGGAUGCAUUGAAGGUUGAGGGCAUCCGGCUCAUCGAUCUCGAAGAAGACAAAUACUCGGACCAGGUACAACUCGAGCUACGCAAAACCGCUCAGGAGAAAGUCCAGGAGCUCGGCAGUGCAAAGAAGUACAAUAAGGCACUCACCUACUUUGCCAGCAGUCUCAUCGGCAAGCGUGCGUCCAACAGUCAGUGGAUCAAGCUUUCCUGCAUGCAACUUGCGGAACUGUCCGAGGCUGAGAGCGACCUGAGGAUUCGACACAUACUAGAGGGAAUGCCCCAGGAGCUGAAGGCUUUGCUCGAUGCUGCUUGGUUGCAGAUUUUCCGUGCGAAUGAGAAGGAUGCAGACAAGAUCAAGGAAUUGUUGCGAACACUCGUCCUCACUUUCGAGGAACCGACAGAAGACGAGCUUGCUGUGCUGGCUGGAUUUCCUGCGACUGAAGAAGGAAAAGCUGAGUUGCAAAGUUUGGUCAAAAAGUGCAGGCCAUUACUGGUAGUGACACGCAGUGGAAGGUCAGAAAACACUAUCGGUUUCAUGGACACUGUCGUCAGGGAGCAUCUCUUAGAAAAGGAGACCUCGAAGAAGACUCUGGGCAUGUCUGGAGACGAAAGGAAGUGGCAGCAUGGUAUCAUUGCCCUGCGGUGCUUGGCUCAUAUCAAGCAAGCCUUCGAUUUCCCGCCUGUCGAGAAGCCUGCCGAAGAAACCGAUACAGAGGAGGAUGAAGGCUCACAAGCGGCAAGCAGCGAAAAUGGCGAAGAGUCCGACACUGAUGAGGACGACGGUGACGGAAAUGAGUCAGAGGAAGAAGAGUCAGACGACGAAAGCGAUUGGGAUGAGGAUUCCAUGCACAAUUACCACCAAAUGGAAGACGAUGAGGUCGAGGAGGCGCAAAGUCUUGAUGGCAAGUAUUUAGCUUACCCCGUCAAGCACUGGCUACACCAUGCUAGCAAGUCUACCAUCGAGAUCGCCGAGGAUCUCAGCGAAGACGAUUUCUGGGAGAAAGAGUCGCUCAUUCGGUACCGUUGGUUGCUCGUGUACAUGCACACGACCAAAGCCCUGGUUAGCUUCCAGGCCAAGCAUCUCACCGCACUCCACAUCGCCGCUGCUGUUGGCUACAGGCAGCUCGUCUCGGCCCUGAUCCAGAAUGGACAUGAAGAUGAGAUCAACAAGCGGGAUGAACUCACAAACACCCCCCUUCAUUUCGCGGCUUACAUUGGACGACCCAACACGGUUGAUGAGCUCCUCAAACGUGGCGCCAACAUCGAUGAUGGUAUCGAAAUUGGGCAGGAGACGCCGUUGCAUAUGGCUGCCAACGCCGGUCACGUCAAGAUCAUGAAUAAGUUGAUCCAAAAAGGAGCCAAUGCGAAUGCUGUCGCAGAAGACGUCGGUCCGGUGAUGAACGCUGCCAUCUCCUCAGGAAACCCCGAUGCCGUCAGGCUUCUCGUCGAAAAGAACGUCUCCUUGGCCGUCGAGGACGACGACGUCGAUUCUCCCCUGGCUUUGGCUGGCCUGCAUGCGGAUCUGUCCAUGUUCGAGUAUCUCACUCAAACUUACGCUGAUAAGCUACCUCCCAAGGAAUUUGACAAGGCGUUUGUCAAGGCUGCCGUUUCAGGCAGAGUCGAUGUUUUCAACAAGCUUUUGACAUAUGAUCAUUCUCAGGAGUGCUUCCAAGAGGCUUUGGAGGCUGCGGCUGAGGAGGAGAACUGGGAGAUUGUCAUGAUCCUGCUUGAGAAGCGACAGGGUCUGGACUGCAACGAACUCUUCCGACAAGCUGCGACUACAGCUGAGCACCAGGACAAGGUACUGGAGGCUGCGUGGAAGUACACUAACGGAGACAUCUCCAAAGAAACCCUCAAUGAUAGCUUGUACGAGGCCACAGACCUUGAGAAGGAAUCGACGGUCAGGCUUCUGUUGGAGGCCUUCAAUGUCGACCCGAAUGCUACCGGCGAUGAGUAUGGUACAGCUCUGACUGCCGCUGCUUACGACGGCACCCUUGAUAUCGUCAACCUGCUCCUCGACAAGGGAGCCGACAUCAAUUCCCCUGACGGAUGGGCCUUGCAAGCCGCCGCGGCAGAAGGGCACUACGACGUAGUCAAGGAGCUUCUCGAUCGUGGAGCUGAUGUCAACUCACUCACCGAGAAUGAAAACUUCCCUCAGGGAACGGCGCUUCAGGCCGCCGCUGAGUCGGGCAAGGUGGAAAUCGUUACGCUGUUGAUAGAACACGGCGUCAACCCCGACCUUGGAGCGGGAGAAGACACCUUCCCCAUCAUGGCGGCUGCCAUGAGAGGCGAGCAGACAAUCUUGGAGCUUCUCGUCAACGCCAAGGCAGAGGUCAACGUCUCUGGUGGGCAGGAUCACUCGACGGUGCUGAUCGAAGCCGUGAUCAACCUGCCGGUGGAUGCCCUGCAGGUUCUGCUCGACGCUGGUGCUGAUAUCAACCUCGAGGAUCGUGAUGGCGAUACCCCGUUGAUCCUUGCAGCCCGCGAGGGCGACGCGGACUGCGUCAAGUUUCUCCUGGACCACGGAGCCGACAUUUUCCACACGAACCACGACAAUGAGAAUGCUCUUCAGUCGGCUAUUGAGUAUGGCGGUGACGACGACUGCACCAAAGUCCUCAUAGAUCGUAUCUCGGAGAUUAUGUCGGCCCUGAACAAGGCCAUGCACAACGGCAACUCGGCCGUCACAAAGGUCGUCCGCAGCGUUGGAACCGGUCGUCAAGGUCUCACCUAUGAUGACUGGGAGGAUCCCGAUGACAGAAUGUCAGAGGCAUCUGACGACGACGACAGGAAGAGAAGCAGUUACGAGACCCCGCGAACCGAGUCUUUCCCGAACAGCGCUCGCAAGGUCGACGACUCGCCUCAUGCACCGUCCCCUCUCAAGCCUCGCAGCGAGAAGCUGUCACAGGAACUGGAGGAAGCCAUAGCCGCCCAGGUCUCGAUGCUUCAGCAAUUCGGAACAUCUCCUCCCAAGCCGGAGAAGAUCGAAAUGUCGCCGGUUGAGAUGCCCCCGACUACCAUCGCGGGGCUGCCGUCUCAGAGGAGGUACUCCCAGCAGGUACAGCUGGAGGAGAUGCUCUCAAAGUACGAGUUUGAACCGCAGCCAGACCCGGUGGAGAGGUUCAACAGGCCGCCUUACAUCAAGGCACCACCGAUGUCAUGGACACAGUCAAGCGAAGCUCUCUCAGGCGAGCCGAUGCUCUCCCCUGGUCAAGGGCCCAUCAGACGCAAGCCAGCGCCAUCGUACGCCUUGAACCCCUCGCCCACACCUUCCAAUCUGUCUGGAAGCCAGUUCCAACCACCCCCUGCGCAAACCUCUGAUGCGAAGCCAGUCGUCGAUCAGCGGCCUGCAUAUCAGAAUGCGUCGUCGUACCCUGGGGCCCCAAUGUACCAGGCGGGUCUCGGCUUGCCAUCGCAGUAUCCUAAGAGAAGAAUCUCGGAGGAGAACGACGAUCUCGCGCCACCAAUUGCUCCGUACACCGCCCCCUUCAACCCUUCAUCAUACCGCCCAAGCCCGGGGAACACGCCACCUCAGAGCCAGGAGCCGUUCCCUGAUUUGCCUCAACAGAUGCCAGGAGGAUGGCAGAGUCCGCCCCAGCAGAUGCAGCCGGCGAUGCAGCAGUCUUCAUUAAGCAUUGAGAGUGUAUCGCCACCAAAUUCUCAGCAUCAGCAAGAGUUUGACUCUAGUAAACCUGACUUAAAGUCACAUCGUACCUCGUUCAUGGGGAUGAAAAAUACGCUUGACAAGGCAAGACAGUUUAGUACUGGCAUUAUGAACCGCAAGACAUCCGGCUUUUAG
Messenger RNA from Colletotrichum siamense, 5526 nucleotides. It is a transcript of the gene ANK3-1, whose product is annotated as Ankyrin-3. Bases 1 to 5526 code for a protein of 1841 amino acids. The record is from RefSeq and is a predicted model, not a curated record. Gene Ontology annotation, molecular function: protein binding. NCBI's taxonomy places the organism in Eukaryota, Fungi, Ascomycota, Sordariomycetes, Glomerellales, Glomerellaceae. The transcript is spliced from 7 exons.